Telopea speciosissima is the source of this 933-nucleotide messenger RNA. RefSeq lists its product as uncharacterized. The transcript has a single exon. Gene Ontology annotation, molecular function: nucleic acid binding; RNA-DNA hybrid ribonuclease activity. The record is from RefSeq and is a predicted model, not a curated record. The coding region runs from base 1 to 933 and encodes 310 amino acids. Lineage: Eukaryota; Viridiplantae; Streptophyta; Magnoliopsida; Proteales; Proteaceae.
AUGGCGCAUGUUGCUAAUGGCCUUGCUUCUGCUGAGGGUCUCCGGAUUCGCCAAAUUCCUAUUGACCCUGUCUGCCCCAGAUGUGGUGAAGAUAAUGAAUCCAUUGAGCAUAUAAUCCUGCAAUUCCCUUUUGCUCGAGCUGUUAGGUACGGGUCUCCCCUUUCUCAUCGCAUCCCAGAGGAUCCUAAUUUCUCUAUUCAACUUUGGCUUCAACAAUGGUGUGAUCUGAAGUCUAGAGAUAAAGCUGUGGCCCAAAGAAGCUUCUGUCAAGCUUCUUCCAUCUACUGGUCCUUAUGGCUUUCCAGAAACAAUCUGAUUUUCAACAAGGUGCACCAAUCCCCUCCUGAGGUGAUUAUGGCAGUGGAUCUUUCCUUUGAAGAAUUCUGGAAUGUGCAGCAUAACAAUUCAAAAUCAUCUCCGUCGGCCGCUCCCAAUGCAUCAUUUGUUGCUAAUACCUCUACUGGAGCCUGGGUUUUUAUUGGCAGAGACCACCUACGUUCCCAGAUCUUCGCUGUCUCAGAACCAGCUUUUAUGCCUUCUAUUAUUUGUGGAGAAGCUGAAGCCAUUCGUGUUGCGGUCCUUUUGGCUCUGGAAAAUGACAUUCGGUGCUUCACUGUUGAAUCAGACUCCAUGGAACUGAUACAAGCUUUCACUCACAGGAACGCCCCCCGCCUUCCCAUUGCCUCUGUUAUCACUGAUAUAAAGCUUCUCUGCGCUUCCCCUAUUGUAUGCCACUUUGUGCAUGUUUCUAGAAGUGUGAAUGGCAUUCCCGACACUCUAGCCCGGAAAGGUUGUCCCUUCGGUUCAGGACAAUCUGGCCUCCGUCCACUCCUUGGCUUCAUCAACUAUGCCUUGAUGAAGCCUCGGCUUGUAACCGUUCCUGUUUUGAAUAAAUUACUUCUUUACCAAAAAAAAAUGAUGUUCAAUCAGUAA